Molecule: messenger RNA, 1484 nt
Organism: Diabrotica virgifera virgifera (western corn rootworm)
Lineage: Eukaryota; Metazoa; Arthropoda; Insecta; Coleoptera; Chrysomelidae
Gene: mRpS5
Product: 28S ribosomal protein S5, mitochondrial
Exons: 5
Coding region: 110-1441 (443 amino acids)
Biological process (GO): translation
Cellular component (GO): ribosome
Molecular function (GO): RNA binding; structural constituent of ribosome
Source: RefSeq, a predicted model, not a curated record
UUAACUAAAACUAAAAAGAAGAAGUCACUAACCUAUCACAACCAACAUAAUGGAAAAAAUAUAAAUUAUUAUUUUGAAUUAUUUAUAGUGUAAUAUACUAUAUACUGCCAUGGCAGGACAGUUAGCAAAUGUAGUAAAAACCUUUCAAAAAUUAACAAUAGCCUCAAGAUGUAGAAUUGUCGGUACUAUUAUUAAUCCUGUAAAAGAGCAUGAACCCCAAAUUUUGACUCAAACUUCUACAAGAAAUACUAACUUCUUUAAUAAAUUACCUGCACAAGAUUUAUGGAAAGGUAUAACUUCUGUCAGUAAUGCUGGCAAGAAGAGAGGUAGAGCUAAAAAUGUAUCGAAAUCCAAAAUUAAAGACUUAAAUCGUGGUCAGGUCAUUGGUGUAGGUAAAGCAAAUAUUGUGUGGCCAGGUCUCUCAGCCCCCAUAAUUAGAGGAAAAGAAUUAGUGGAACAACAUCAACUACCAGAAGAUCCAGAAAGAGAGAAGAAGCUAAUUCAAAUUAGAGAUCAGAUGGGCACCAUAAAGAGGCCAAAAUUAAGUCCCAUUGAGAGAGGAUGGUCAGGUUCUAAGUUACCUGGAAGAAGUAUUGGACCACCAGAUCCUGUUGAAGAAGAUAACUUUGAAGGUUUUGAUACAAAAGUGUUAGAAUUAAAAACUGUGUUCAACAUGAAAGGCAAUUUUGGCAGAACGAGAAGGCAGUCAGCUUUAGUGGUAACUGGUAAUGGUAAGGGGCUUGCCGGUUUUGCUCUAGCAAAGGGUAUUGAGGGUAGAGCAGCCUUAAGAAAGGCUAAGAAUAGAUCCGCUCAAAAAUUAAUGCAUAUUAAGUUGUUCAGAAACCACACAGUGUGCCAUGAUUUCUUCACGCAGUUUGGUACAACAAAAAUUUACGUAUCACAGAAACCUGAAGGACACGGUUUAGUUUGUCAUAGAGCAAUAAAAACAAUAUGCGAAGUUGUAGGUAUUAAGGAUUUGCAUGCUAAAGUAGAAGGAUCGACAAAUGUAGGAAAAAUCAUGAAGGCUUUCUUCUUGGGGCUGAUUAGACAGAAAUCUCCUGAAGAUAUGGCUGAAGAGAAGAAGCUGCACUUAGUAGAAUUCUGUAAAGAAAAUAAUUACUUUCCAAAUGUCAUAGCUUCACCUAAAGAAUGUCGAAAGGCCAACGAAAUUCCCAAAGAUGAAAUUCUAGAUUUUAAACAGUACUGUUUUGAUGGCAAAGUUGUGUUAAAGAGAAAGAAGUAUCCACCGUUUUAUACAAAAUUCAAGUCCUACGAAAUAUAUUUGAAAAAGCAAGAAAAGAUAAGAAAUCAGGAUAAGGUUCGACAACAUUUGAUAGCAGAAUAUGGUGAAAUUCAAAGUUUCCUAACGGAGAAGUACCCAGAGUGCAGGCAGUAUAGGAAACCUCCAAAGGAGAAAGAAGUAGAAGAAGAAGAGGCAUAAUAUUUUUAAUUAGUUCUAAUAAAAUAUCUUGUUUAUAUUUAUA